Molecule: messenger RNA, 1137 nt
Organism: Drosophila eugracilis
Lineage: Eukaryota; Metazoa; Arthropoda; Insecta; Diptera; Drosophilidae
Product: proline-rich extensin-like protein EPR1
Biological process (GO): positive regulation of transcription by RNA polymerase II
Cellular component (GO): RNA polymerase II transcription regulator complex
Molecular function (GO): transcription coactivator activity
Source: RefSeq, a predicted model, not a curated record
GUGCCGGCCCAUCUGCAGUUGGUCAUCAUUCAGCUUCAGCGUCUUGCGACCAGAGCUUACCAAAGCAAUCCAACGAACUUUAAAAGCCCAAUCAACAAAUCAACAACAAUGAAACUCUUCGUGUUCGCUGUGUGCGCCAUUGCCUUGGCCUCCGCCGAUGUUUCCCAUCUUAACCUGGGCAGUGGUUACAGCUACAACAAACCCACUCCUACCUUUAACAUCCCCUCGGCUCCGGCUCCGGCCUACCUUCCUCCCGCCCAGGAGGUGAUCUCUGCACCUGCUCCUGUGUACUCCGCACCAGCACCAGCUCCAGCCUACUCCGCACCAGCCCCUGCACCAGUUUACUCCGCCCCUGCCCCAGCACCAGUCUACUCUGCUCCGGCACCUGCUCCUGUCUCGGAGUACUUGCCUCCUGUCCAGGACAUCCCGGCCCCAGCUCCAGUCUACUCGGCUCCUGCACCCGCACCUGUUUACUCCGCUCCUGCUCCAGCACCCGUUUACUCUGCUCCUGCUCCAGUUCCAGAGUACCUGCCCCCUGUUCAGGAUAUCCCGGCUCCAGCACCAGCUCCAGUGUACUCCGCUCCUGCACCAGCUCCUGUCUACUGCCCUGCACCAGCUCCUGUCUACUCCGCUCCAGCUCCAGUUCCUGAGUACCUGCCCCCUGUUCAGGAUAUUCCAGCUCCGGCCCCAGCUCCAGUUUACUCAGCUCCUGCACCCGCUCCUGUUUACUCCGCUCCUGCUCCCGCACCUGUUUACUCCGCUCCUGCUCCCGCACCUGUAUACUCCGCUCCUGCUCCUGCUGCAGAGUACCUGCCCCCUGUUCAGGACAUCCCAGCCCCAGCACCAGUGUACUCUGCUCCCGCGCCAGCUCCAGUUUACUCGGCUCCUGCACCCGCACCUGUUUACUCUGCCCCAGCCCCAGCUCCCGUGGAGUCAGGCUACCAGUACAACGUGCCCGCCAAGCGUUUCCGCUUCUAAAUGGGCUACAGGUGAACCCCAAAGAGCAGCCAUUCGCGAAACGACGACUUGUUAAAUUAACAAGCGCUGUCACCCAUUGUUGUUGAAUAUUUGUUGUUACGCAAAGUUCCCGUUGAGAUUUUAGCUAAUAAAUAAACAUAAAAAUUAUUAAAAUGUAAA